Molecule: messenger RNA, 820 nt
Organism: Aspergillus steynii IBT 23096
Lineage: Eukaryota; Fungi; Ascomycota; Eurotiomycetes; Eurotiales; Aspergillaceae
Gene: maiA
Product: maleylacetoacetate isomerase MaiA
Exons: 1
Coding region: 40-723 (227 amino acids)
Biological process (GO): glutathione metabolic process; L-phenylalanine catabolic process
Cellular component (GO): mitochondrion; cytoplasm
Molecular function (GO): glutathione transferase activity; maleylacetoacetate isomerase activity
Source: RefSeq, a predicted model, not a curated record
CCAUACUAUACCUAUCUACAUACUACACCUACAUACAAAAUGACCUCAAUCACCCUCUACACGUACUUCCGCUCCUCCUGCUCCGCCCGUCUGCGCAUCGCCCUGGCACUCAAAAACCUCCCCUACGCCGCCAUCCCCAUCAACCUCCUCAAAGACGAGCAGCACUCGGCUCAAAACACCAUCAACCCGUCCGCGACGGUGCCCACGCUCAUCAUCUCGUCCUCCAGCCCCAACUCCACCACCAACAACACCGAAGUCACAAUCACCCAAUCCCUCGCCGCCCUCGAAUACCUUGAAGAAGCCUUCCCAGCCACCCCAUCCCUCCUCCCACCCGUUACCGACCCCUCUACCCGCGCCCUCGUCCGCACCCUCUCGCACAUCAUCGCCUGCGACGUCCAGCCCGUCACGAACCUGCGGAUUCUCAAGCGCGUGGCGCCGUUCGGGGUCGAUCGCGCGGCGUGGUCGAAGGAGCUGAUCGAGGACGGGUUCCGGGCGUAUGAGGCACUUGCGGUGGGUGCGGCGGGGAAGUUCAGCGUUGGGGAUGCGAUCACGAUGGCGGACGUGUGUUUGAUUCCGGCGGUUUGGGGGGCUCAGAGGGUGGGGGUUGAUUUGGGGAUGUAUCCCACUAUUGAGAGGGUGGCGAGGAAUUUGGAGGAGGUCGAGGCUGUGAAGGUCGGGCAUUGGAGGACGCAGGAGGAUACGCCGGAGGAGUUUAGGGUUUAGUUUGUUAAUGUUAUUGUUCGGUUCUGGGGAUGGUUGGGGAUUAAAUGGGAAUGAAAUGGUUCAAUCUAUUCGUACUCGUCGUACAGUUGACAACUCA